CUCCUUUCUGUUGUAUUCUUAGGAGCUGCAACCAUGGCAAUCCUAGGGAAUCGAGAGCAGCUAACGACGGAUCCGCGCUUGACCAACAUCGCAAAAGCCGAUACGAUACCAUGGUAUAGGAAACCGAAUUUACGGCUCUUGUAUCUGAUUUUGGUUCCAUGUGCGCUGGGUGUAGAAAUGACCUCUGGAUACGACUCGUCUAUGAUGAAUGGACUCCAAGCUGUGCCAGCAUGGGAUAAAUAUUUUAACCACCCCACAGGAUCUCGCCUCGGUCUCUACAAUGCGAUGUAUUCCCUCGGUGCGCUUCUCGCGGUUCCAUUUGUACCUUUCGUCUCCGACAGGCUUGGUCGUCGCCGGACUAUUCUCUUUGCAUCCGUUAUCAUGAUCAUGGGUGCGGCUAUUCAAGGAGGCUCACAAAACUACAACAUGUUCAUGGCGUCUCGGUGGCUCCUUGGUUUCGGCAUCCCAUUUGCUAUUGUGAACGCGUCCUCGCUGCUAGGCGAGCUCGGAUACGCUAAAGAACGUGCGGUUCUCACGAGUGUUUUUAAUGCAUCUUGGUUUGUUGGGUCCAUUGUCGCAGCCGGAACGACGUACGGCACAUUCACGAUAACAACCACGUGGUCCUGGCGCAUUCCCUCUCUGCUCCAAGCUUUCCCAUCGCUCCUGCAAAUUAUCUUCAUGUAUUUCUGCCCCGAAAGUCCUCGAUGGCUGAUUGCCAAAGACCGCAACGAGGAAGCGCUUGGUAUCCUCCAGAAAUAUCAUGGCGAAGGCAUUGAUGGAGAAGAAUUCGUGCGUCUCGAAUACGCCCAAAUCCGCAGCACCAUCACGCUCGAACUCGAAAAUGCCCGCAAAUUCGCCUGGGCUGAUGCGUGGCGUGAUCCAGCUAUGCGACGUCGCUUCUUCCUUGCUGGAGUGACGGGCUGGUUCACGCAAUGGUCCGGAAAUAACCUGAUUUCGUUCUACCUUAAGUUGAUUCUGAACCAAAUCGGUAUCACGAAUCCCAGGACGGUACAGAAAGUGAUUCUGAGUAACACUUGCUGGAGUCUGAUCAACGGGCUACCAAUCGCACUCAUCUCGCCGCGGUUCCCGCGCCGGAAGGGAUUUCUGUUUUGCACGAUUGGAAUGUUGUGUGUGUAUAUCGUCUGGACUAUUGCGUCAGCUCGGAGGGAGAUUACGCAUACAAACUCGGCGGCUAUUGCGGUGGUCGUAUUCAUUUUCGUAUACUCGCCGUUCUACAACAUCGGCUGGAACGCGCUGGCUUACACCUACAUGGUUGAAAUCUUUCCAUUUCAGCAACGGGCCAAAGGCAUCGCGUUCGAGCAACUCACCGUCCGCCUUGCCAACUUUUUCAACACAUAUGUCAAUCCGAUUGCGAUGGCUAGCAUCAAGUGGAAGUACUACAUCUUCUACUGUGUGUGGAUGAUUGUGGAGAUCAGCACCGUGUACUUUAUGUUUCCGGAGACGCAUAAUCGGACUUUAGAGGAGUUGAGUUUCAUGUUUGAAGGUAAAGAGAAACAGCUGCAGGCAGAGGAGGGUGUGAAUAAAGUCUUGCAUGAGGUUGAGGGAAAGGGAAGCUCCGUGCAGCUGGAGGAAGUUGAGAAGAGUGAGGCGUGAGCACAGACUCUAGUACGACGUCACGAACUGUCAGUUCAAUCAUCUCACUUGGAUCAUGGCAGGUGUUCAUUGAGAACAGAAGUCUGCAUCCUAUAUAUGCUAUUUUCGAUUAUAGCAACAGGUUCGGUCGCUCACCUCCUCUCUAAUAGCGUUCCGCAAUUUUUGCGAAUGUGUUGGAUGGCUUCUGGAAUGCCAUACGAAACACGUGGCAAUUAUCACAGGUUAUGGGUGGAGUUUCCAUGAGUCUCCACCUAAGAGAAGGAUUUGCAGAGAAUGGAGCAG
Lindgomyces ingoldianus is the source of this 1896-nucleotide messenger RNA. Its product is annotated as general substrate transporter. Gene Ontology annotation, molecular function: carbohydrate:proton symporter activity. Bases 34 to 1614 code for a protein of 526 amino acids. Gene Ontology annotation, biological process: transmembrane transport; carbohydrate transport. Gene Ontology annotation, cellular component: membrane. The transcript has 6 exons. NCBI's taxonomy places the organism in Eukaryota, Fungi, Ascomycota, Dothideomycetes, Pleosporales, Lindgomycetaceae. The record is from RefSeq and is a predicted model, not a curated record.